Molecule: messenger RNA, 2082 nt
Organism: Eurytemora carolleeae
Lineage: Eukaryota; Metazoa; Arthropoda; Copepoda; Calanoida; Temoridae
Gene: Dnaaf4
Product: dynein assembly factor 4, axonemal
Exons: 9
Coding region: 175-1290 (371 amino acids)
Biological process (GO): cilium movement; inner dynein arm assembly; outer dynein arm assembly
Molecular function (GO): protein binding
Source: RefSeq, a predicted model, not a curated record
UUCCAGUUCAAAUCAGUUUAUUUAAUUAAAUUCUAAUUAUUGUUUAUAAUUUUCAGACCUAUACCUUUAAAAUUAGGACAGAUACAAUUCAUCUACAGAGUUUGGCUUCUCUGUGUAGGUUUAUUUUCUCUUUUAUUCCACAAAUAUAUUUAUAUAUAUAGACAUAUAUAAAUAAUGCCUAUCUAUCUCAAUGAAAAUGACUGGAGUGAGACCGAAGCCACAAUUAGGAUUAGUUUACGCAUACCUGGAGUCAGGACGGAGAACCUUCAUUUAACACAGACGGACGUAUAUCUCAAGGUUUCUUGUCCUCCGUACAUAUACGAGAUUCUUCUAGAGGACAAGGUUGGAUGGAGAGGACGGAGAAAUAUUUAUCAGGGUGAACUGGAGAUAAUUUUAGAUAAACUGGAAAGAAGAAAAUGGGGAAGACCCGGAACCAAAGUUGGGAAAAAGGAAGUGGAGGAUGUGAGGAGAAGGGAAGAGGAGAAGUUAAGACUGUUCCUCAACAACCAGGACAAGGCAAGGAUAGAGGAGAGAGGAGAACGAGAGAAGAAGUGUGUGGGGUUAACCAUGGAAAAAGAGGAAGGACGGAGAGAGGAGAUAGAACGGAGAAAAGUUGUUGCAAUUGCAGAGGUAAUGCAUGAUGAGAAGGACGGGAGGAGGAGAAGAAACAAAUAUGAUUUAGACUUUGCAGGACGAAUUGCUCAUGAGAGGGAGAUGGAUAAAGAGAUUGCAAUGGUUCCUCCUAGAACAGGAGGAGUUAUCCAGGUGAACCUGAGCAAAAGAACCCGGUUGCCCGCCAGAGAGUCGAGGAAGGCGGAGGAGGAGGAGUGGAUGAAGAAGAUGGAGGAAGGAAAACUAAGAGAAGGAAAAGAAAGAGAAGAUAAAGAAGUGGAUAAAACAGAAAUCCUGACAUUUAAACAGUUUAAUCAGAAAGCAGUGAACUUUAUCCAGUGUGGGGAUCUAAGGUCUGCGGAAAGUAUUCUUACAGAAGGAUGUGAACAAUUCCCCAGUAACCUGGAGUUAGUUAGUAACCGAACUCUGGUCUAUCUGCUACUAGAAGAAUGGGAGAAAUGUCUCCAAGACUCAAACCUGGCAAUCAGUCUGCUCAACCCACCGGUUGAUGAGAACAAGGAAAGACGGGUCAAGAUACUCUGUAGGAGAGCUAAAGCUCUGGUUGCUCUUGGUAGACCAGAGGAGGGAUUACAAGAUCUAAACCUAGCUCAUACAAUCCUUCCACUCAAUUCACAGAUACAAACAGAUAGAGAUAAUCUCAAGAAAAUGAUAAUUUAAGAAGAAGCUGGAGAUGAGAUACCAGCAGAGGAAGAUUGAAUAUAAAAUCCAGAAAUCAACAAGGAAGAUUGUGAUCUUCACAUGAGAUGAUAACUAAGAAUUAUACCAACAGCAAAAUUAAAUUUUGUUUCCAUCAUAAUAAUUUUCCCCUUUUGAAAAAAAUUAAAUAUUUAUAGAUGAACUUUUAUAUCUUGGGAUUAGGGUUAAAUAAAAAAAGGCCAAAAACAUUUUGGAAACCACAUGGUUUUUUAAAAUUGUGAGGUUAUUGAUUUUAAGUAUCUUGCAAGUAGAUAAUAAAAGUGAAGAAAUACAGGAAAAAAUUACUUGCAUUUUUAGUUGGGUCAGGGUGAACUGGGAAGGAGUCAAUUAGGAAUAAAAAUGAAAAAAAGAGGAUUUGCAUCAACUAGAAAGAAAAGGAGAUUAAGAGAAAGAAAGAUUUGUUGGAAAAAAAUAACAGUUUUGGUUCGCGUUUUGCCUAUUUUUUCUCUCAAGAGUCAAAAUUUGGCACAGUUUAAGAAGAGAACAUGUUUUUAAAAUAGUUUGUUUCAAUAAUUUGUUUUUCUUUCACUUUUGACCCAGACGAGAAAUCUAUGCAUAAAAAUAACCAAAAACGAUUUUAAAACAGACUUGUUAAAAUGCUCAUAUUUGGUUCGUUUUCCAUUAUUUGUAUAUGUAGGAUAAAGAUAUUCCAAAUAUUUGUAGAUGUAGGAUAAAGAUAUUCAAAUAUUUGUAUAUGUAGGAUAAAGAUAUUCCAAAUAUUUUUAUAUGUAGGAUAAAGAUAUUCCAAAUAUU